Balearica regulorum gibbericeps (East African grey crowned-crane) is the source of this 1789-nucleotide messenger RNA. The record is from RefSeq and is a predicted model, not a curated record. Lineage: Eukaryota; Metazoa; Chordata; Aves; Gruiformes; Gruidae.
UCCAGGGUUGUGUUGAUCACCCUAUUGUUUUGACAGAAGCGGUGUGCAAUCCUCUGUAUUCGAGACAAAUGAUGUCAGAGCUCCUCUUCGAAUGUUACCAAGUGCCAAAAGUGUCUUAUGGUGUAGACAGCUUGUACAGUUUUUACCACAACAGAAAGCAGAACUGGCCCUGCAGUGGUUUGGUGAUAUCUUCAGGUUAUCAGUGUACGCACAUUUUGCCAGUCUUAGAAGGCAGGCUGGAUGCUAAAAACUGCAAACGUAUUAAUCUUGGAGGAUGUCAAGCAGCUGUCUAUCUCCAACGCCUCCUUCAGCUGAAGUACCCAGGACAUUUUGCUGCCAUCACUCUCAGUCGCAUGGAGGAAAUACUGCAUGAGCAUAGCUACAUUGCAGAGGAUUAUAUAGAAGAGCUACAGAAGUGGCGGUCCCCAGAGUACUAUGAGAGCAACAUGCACAAGAUGCAGCUGCCUUUCUCUAAUAAACUGCUGGGAAGCACUCUGACAUCAGAGGAAAAGCAGGAGAGGCGGCAGCAGCAGUUACGUCGACUUCAAGAGCUCAACGCACGUCGCCGAGAAGAGAAGCUGCAACUUGAUCAAGAGAGGUUGGACAGACUACUAUAUGUACAGGAACUUUUAGAAGAUGGUCAAAUGGAUCAAUUCCACAAAGCUUUGGUGGAGCUGAAUAUGGACUCUGCAGAAGAACUUCAGUCUUACAUCAACAAAUUGAGUCUGUCCGUUGAACAAACGAAGCAGAAAAUCCUACAGGCAGAAGUCAAUAUUGAAGUAGAUGUUGUGGACAGCAAGCCAGAGACUCCCGAUUUGGAUCCAUUAGGCAGUGAACAAUCACUGGAGGAUGUGGAAAGUAUUAAUGAGUUUGAACCUUUGUUUGCUGAGGAGCAGCCCGAAGUUGAGAAGCCUGUUGCUGCAGUGCAGCCCGUGUUUAACCUGGCAGAGUACCAUCAGCUUUUCCUUGGCACUGAAAGAAUCAGGGCUCCAGAGAUUGUUUUCCAGCCCUCCCUGAUAGGAGAAGACCAGGCUGGUAUAGCAGAAACCAUGCAAUAUGUCCUUGAGAGAUAUCCAAAGGAGCAGCAAGCUAUUCUUGUCCAGAAUGUUUUUCUCACUGGUGGAAAUACAAUGUACCCUGGACUGAAAGCCAGAGUGCAGAAGGAACUCCUUGAAAUGAGGCCGUUCCAGUCAUCUUUUCAGGUUCACCUUGCUUCCAGUCCUGUUUUAGAUGCCUGGUAUGGGGCUAGGGAUUGGGCAGUGGAAUACAUGACCCGUGAGGAAGGCUGGAUAACCAGAAAAGACUAUGAAGAAAAAGGAGGAGAGUACCUCAAGGAACACUGUGCUUCAAAUGUCUAUGUUCCCAUUCGCCUUCCAAAGCAGGCCCCAAGAACAACAGAGGCAUCGGGACCUAGCAGAGCGCUGCCACCCAGCACAGGCAACCCUUGUGAGCAGGCAUAGCAUAGCGCCUUUGUCACAGCCCCUCGGAUGUGGAUAACAGUGCGGAGAAAAGAAGGGUUAUUGGUUUGUGGUAUGAGCUGUGUGUGGAGCGCGGGCCUCCGCCUAGCCUCGCUGGCUGCUCGGAGACCACUAAGUGUCUCGUCCGGCUGCUUGAACGAGGAGGAAAAGCCGCGCUGGAGCAACAGCUGGCACAGUCACAGCGCUUGCAACGCUUAGUGCCUCUCCUGCAUAGUGCAGGAGUAUUCACCAACAAGGAGGACGACCACAGAAGUGCAUUCCAGGGAAAAACAAUCUUAUAAACUUUCAUAAUAAGACUCAGGAUUUUUUGA